Molecule: messenger RNA, 2334 nt
Organism: Rana temporaria (common frog)
Lineage: Eukaryota; Metazoa; Chordata; Amphibia; Anura; Ranidae
Product: olfactory receptor 10A7-like
Exons: 2
Coding region: 1116-2060 (314 amino acids)
Biological process (GO): G protein-coupled receptor signaling pathway
Cellular component (GO): membrane
Molecular function (GO): olfactory receptor activity; G protein-coupled receptor activity
Source: RefSeq, a predicted model, not a curated record
CUGGUUUUAGUAAAUCAAACCCAAUGUGUUUUAUCCUAUAAACUCCAUUGACUUCUAUGGAAUUGUGUUUAACUCUCAUUACUGGUAAUUGCACAGCUUUAGAGAUGAAGUCCCAGCUGAUAAUAUGACGCACGGAAGGACCUUUGAUAGCAAUCCCAUCAGACUCAAUAAUUUAUUCCUUAACUAUAAAAAGAUCAAAGCAACGAACAUAAUUCAAGAUCGCAGAGUGUGCAUCUUCAUGCUUGAUCAUUUUUUUUAUUUCCAUUAAGCCAAGAAGGUAAGUAGCUCUUUACAGCUUUAUACCAACCAGGCAGAUAUAAAGGGAUUCCAGGCCGCCCAGAAAGGCACACAUUAAUGCAAGGCUGUAUUUAUUAAUUAAUUGUUAAAUGUAUUUUUUAACACAGGCAUUAAAAGCAGUACCUGCAUUUGAUCUGAGAUCAGUCUUUUACAGUCCAUGUACAGCAGAACUCAGAUAGGGAAGGAAGAAGCAGCACAAUGAGCCAAUAAAAUGUGCUGCCAUGCUUGCAAGGAGCAUACUGAUAGAAGGAGCAUGAGAGAGAGUUGAGCUAAGCAAUGUACUGCUUUACUGUUUACUGUCCAGCCAUUAGCUGGGGUGGUGGGCUGUUUGUUUGUGGCGAGGGAAACAAGACUUAAAUGUAUUACUUAACUGCAGCAGAGAAAAAUCUUGUCUUUGUCCCUAUCCCAUAGGGCUGCGCCAUGUUAUUUUCGGGACUCGACUGGAUGGACAGAAAUAUUAUUCCUAAGAAGUGAAUCUGAACAAGAGAAAAUGCAGAUCAGUUGUUUUAAAGAUCCAUGUGUCACCCUCUGAAGUCCAUUGAGAUCCAGGCUACACAGCACAGAAGGAACAGAGGACUCUCCAAGAAGAUAUGUUAGGGGUCUGGCUAAUUGAGCUACAAUGUAUGAUAUGUAAAACUUUGGCUUAUGGUUAAUUGAGUAAACUUCUUAAAAUAAACUUCUGAGGUAAACAUACUUGUAAUAUAAUAAGGGGAGAAUUCAGUGAUUGAUUUAGAACUUGUGUCUUAGACAUUAUCUUCUUAUAUUAUCCAUAUACUUAUUUUUGUUAUUAUUUUUCCUGAUGGGUCAAGCUCCUUAAAAUGUGUCAAGAUAAUCAAACACAAGUCUCAGAGAUCUAUCUUCUUGGAUUCCAAGGUCUCGAAAACUUCAAACCUCUAUUCUUUGCUCUUUUACUUCUAAUUUACAUUGCAAUAGCGACUGGAAACAUUCUAAUCAUCCUUCUAGUGUCCACCAAUAGUAAUCUCAAAAUUCCAAUGUUCGUCUUCCUUCAGCACUUAGCUCUCGCAGAUGUCCUCCUUGCCACGUGCGUCAUACCACUGAUGGCAGAGGUUAUAUUAAAGACAAAGAGAGAAAUGUCUGUUGACGGCUGUAUCCUGCAGCUGUACUCCUUUUUGAACUUUGGUUUUGUGCAAUGUUUCAUCCUUGCUAUAAUGUCUUACGAUCGAUAUGUCGCUAUUUCUAAUCCCUUAAAUUACAUUUUAAUUAUGGACCACAGAAUCUGCUUCCUGUUGGGUUUGGGUUCUUGGGCAAUAACGUGGACUCUAUCCACAAUUGAAAUUAUUUUAGUAGCACAGUUUGAAUUCUGUGGCCUCAGAGACAUUGAUUACUUCUUUUGUGAUGUAGGUCCAAUUGUGAAAUUGUCUACAUCGGACACAUCUGUGUUACAAUGGUUUGACCUUACAUGCUCUAUCCUUUUCUUUUUUGGUGCUCUUACAUUUAUCAUUGGGACAUACAUCUACAUUUUUAUUAUCAUUCUCAAAAUUUCAUCCUCCGCUGGCAGGAAAAAAGCUUUUUCUACAUGUAGUGCCCACCUGAUCUCUGUGGCUGCAUAUUAUGGGUCCAUAAUCACUAUUUACGUGACUCCAGACGAUGAGAAGUCACCUUCCGUAAACAAGUACAGUUCUUUGUUGUACACUGUAGUGAACCCGUUGGUGAAUCCCAUAAUAUAUAGCCUGAGAAACCAUGAGAUUAGACAAGCUCUUCAUAAAAUAGUUCAAGAACGUUUGAGAAGAAAGGUAAUAUAGAAGAAAUAUAGGAAGUGAUGACCAGGGGAGUUACUAGACCUUGACACCCAAGGCAUGUGUCCAGGUUUUUUUACUGUGUGCCCCAAGAUAUCAAUUAUUUUAUCUUUUUAUAAGCAAAUGUAUUCUUUCUUGGCAAUCAUAAUACAUUUAUUUUUUAUUUCAGUCAUGCUAUCACAUUUAUGAAAAUUACAGUUAUGGAUGUUUGAGACACUCUUUUUUUAAAGGAACAUUUCUUAGCUUUAUCUUAGAUCUGAUUAAAAAAUGUCAACACAAA